Trypanosoma cruzi is the source of this 402-nucleotide messenger RNA. Its product is annotated as DNA-direcetd RNA polymerase II, subunit 9, putative. NCBI's taxonomy places the organism in Eukaryota, Euglenozoa, Kinetoplastea, Trypanosomatida, Trypanosomatidae. Bases 1 to 402 code for a protein of 133 amino acids. The transcript has a single exon. Gene Ontology annotation, biological process: transcription-coupled nucleotide-excision repair; transcription initiation at RNA polymerase II promoter; DNA-templated transcription. The record is from RefSeq and is a predicted model, not a curated record. Gene Ontology annotation, cellular component: RNA polymerase II, core complex. Gene Ontology annotation, molecular function: DNA-directed RNA polymerase activity.
AUGCAGGUGUCUCUGACACACUUGGAUGAUGCGCCCAUGCUCUUUUGCGAGCGGUGCAACAACCUCCUCUAUCCGGAAAACGACCCUUUGGAUAGGCAGAUGAGGUGGCGAUGCAACUACUGCAGGACAACUGAGGUGCAUGACGAGAAUAAACUUGUGUAUAUUCUAAACCUCAAGUUAAAGACGGGGACAACGGAGGAACUGGAGUUGUUAGCGGAAUUUGCGAACGACCCCACCGCCCAACGUGACCCCACGAAGCGAUGCCGCCGCUGCGGUGAGAAUGACGUGACGUGCUUUGUGAAUCCCCUCGGUCAGCCUCAUGAAGACAUGACUCUCUACUUUGCCUGCGCGAAUCCAAAAUGUCGUCACGUUUGGAAGAGCGGUGAAAGCCAAGAGCAGUAA